AUGGAGGAAACCGCCAAGGAAGUGCCGGUUGCAAGGGAAGUUUUGCUGUCAACGGAGGAUGUUAAUGCCCUGGUUCAACACGUAGCAGCACGAAUCCCAGCAUCCGCGCAAUUGGACGAAGGAGACUUGGUGGAAAGAAUCGCUUUACGACUCCCACAGCUCCAAGGGGGCCAAGAAGAAGGAAGGCCGAAGCAAAGAACAUUCACGAAGAAAGGAUUUGAGGAGCAGGCAAAAUUCAACGACGGAAUCAUCGCGCUACUCGAGAGAGCCAAAAAGGAGCCGGCGGGAGAGCAUUUUGAAAAGGCAAUUACCGAGCUCAAAAACCGGAAUGACGUGUUGGCCAUAGCGGACAAGGACCCGUCGGUAUUUGAGUUUAUCGAAAACAAAAGAAAGGCGGAGGAGAUGAAGACAGUGAAUCCGUUGCUGGCAGAAUAUCCGUUGCUGGCAGAAUACCAAUAG
This is a messenger RNA of Caenorhabditis bovis, 459 nucleotides long. The record is from the annotation of a GenBank genome assembly. NCBI's taxonomy places the organism in Eukaryota, Metazoa, Nematoda, Chromadorea, Rhabditida, Rhabditidae.